Molecule: messenger RNA, 1515 nt
Organism: Schizosaccharomyces cryophilus OY26
Lineage: Eukaryota; Fungi; Ascomycota; Schizosaccharomycetes; Schizosaccharomycetales; Schizosaccharomycetaceae
Product: anion transporter
Exons: 1
Coding region: 180-1157 (325 amino acids)
Source: RefSeq, a predicted model, not a curated record
ACGAAAGUCAUUGAAAAUUUACGCCGAUAUAUCGUCUUACCGAGGAUGUUUAUAAUUACAAAAUCAGAUAAGAAAGAAAUGAGAUUUUUUCUUUUAUUAGUGAGCAUUCAGAACACCCCCAAAUUGGUGAAAGACCAGCUUUACCACAGGCAAUAUAACCGUUUAGAUCGUUUAUACCAAUGGAUCAAAAAUUACAAUCCGCUGUAAGCGAGUCGGCGAAUGUUGCAGCAAAACCUCCAGUACAACCAAAGAGACUAGGACCGGUGAUGGGGUUCGUUUCUGGAGGCAUUGCUGCAUGUGGUGCGGUUACUCUAACUAAUCCUUUUGAAAUCAUUAAAACUCGUUUUCAACUUCAGGGCCAGUUGACAAAGGUGGACGAAUCGAAAAAAAUUUAUAAAAGCGUCGGGCAAGCUUUUAAAUUGGUUGCCAAGCAUGAAGGAAUUCAAGGACUCCAACGAGGACUUGGAACUGCUUACAUAUAUCAGCUUUGCCUAAAUGGAUGUCGUCUUGGAUUUUAUGACCCCAUUCGUUCGUAUCUAAAUCGUGCCUUCCUUCAGGAUCCAAGGGGUAAUAACAUGGCUAUCAAUGUUCUUAGCGGUGCUGGUUCUGGUUUUUUUGGUGCUCUGUUUGGUUCUCCUUUCUUUUUGAUUAAAACCCGAAUGCAGUCGUACUCUCCCGCUUUCCCUAUUGGUCAACAGUAUGGGUAUAAGCACAUUUUUGACGGAUUCAAGCGAGUUGUUAGUGAAAGUGGGAUUCGGGGAAUCUUUGCUGGCGCUGAUGCUGCUAUUAUCCGUACAGUGUCAGGUUCAUCAGUUCAGCUUCCUAUCUAUAAUUGGGCUAAACGCAAUAUUGAAUACUACAACCUUAUGAAGGAGGGAACUCUUAAACACUUAACUGCUAGUUCAAUUUCCGGUUUUGGUGUAUGCUGCUGCAUGCAAGUCUUUGAUACGAUCAUGACUCGUAUGUAUAAUCAAAAAAAUAAGGAACUUUAUAAAAAUCCUCUUGAUUGUUUCCUCAAGACAGUCCGUGCAGAGGGAUUUUUCGCUUUGUAUAAAGGAUUUGGCGCUCAUUUAGCUAGAAUUGCUCCUCAUACCAUUUUCACGCUUACUUUUGCCGAGCAAACUAAUAAAUUCUUUUUGAAAUUCGCUAGAGAUUAGCUUCUCUUCUCUAUUCUCUUACGUUGAACCAUAAUCAAGAACUUUACAUAUGUCUGCAUUUUGUUUCUUCUUUUUUGCUUCGUAUUUACUAAAGCGAUUGCUUCUUUUUCAUCCUAUGGUUUACUCCCCUAGAUACAGCUUACUUUAAUUUUAAUAAGAGUUGUUUUAUUUAUUGUAUCUAAUAUUUACAACGUUUUUUUUAUUUUUUUUUUAUAUAUUCCUUGGUGACAAAAUCGCUACAUCAAAAACAACUAAAUGUGUUAAGCAGUGUCGAAACUUUUACGGAUUUAUCUAACUUCCAUAUUUUAUGCUAAUUUUAUAUACCAUAAUUUAAUUCUUUUCUUUUUUUUAUUAUUCU